Messenger RNA from Paramecium tetraurelia, 573 nucleotides. RefSeq lists its product as uncharacterized. NCBI's taxonomy places the organism in Eukaryota, Ciliophora, Oligohymenophorea, Peniculida, Parameciidae. The transcript has 4 exons. The record is from RefSeq and is a predicted model, not a curated record.
AUGUAUAAAAUAAAACCCACAUUGUCCGGGAGAAUCGCAUCAUUUUCUUUGGUAGGAUUAGGAUUCAUUUCAAUGGAUUACAUUACAUCAUUCAUUGAUAAUUCAUACAGAAGCAAGUAUUCAGAGCAAUUUUAAUAAAUAUAAGAUGAAUACGAUAUAUCUGAUCCAUUCAAAAUCAAUUAUUUUAGAAAUUUUACUUAUGGAUUUAUGUCAACUAAUUUCAAUUCUUUAUUGCAUGUGAAAUUAAAUCAAUUUUUAGGACAGAGACAAUACUCCCCCAAAUUUAAAUUAGUUAUUAGUCCUCUAGCUCCAAUUCCUUAUUAUCUAUUUGCUGGUCUCUUAGAAAAUAAACCAAUGGGUAUUAUCUUCUCAAAUUUAUUGAAUGAUUUGAAGAUUUUAAUACCGUUUAGGAUAAUUCUGGAUUAUUUAAGAAUAAAUAACUUUUUUUUCUAAAAACCAUAAUCUGGAAGUUCUUUAGUUCCAAAUAAGGCUUUAUUUGUGUGUUAUGUGACAGCAAAGAUGAUGAACUCAUCCUUAUUAAUAUGUAUGUAUGAUAAGAAAAUCAUAUUUUGA